Molecule: messenger RNA, 930 nt
Organism: Lucilia sericata (common green bottle fly)
Lineage: Eukaryota; Metazoa; Arthropoda; Insecta; Diptera; Calliphoridae
Exons: 5
Coding region: 55-768 (237 amino acids)
Source: RefSeq, a predicted model, not a curated record
GCAAGUUGUAAAUAGAGUAAUAAAAUUAUUUAUUUUAAAAAAAUAUUUAGCAGAAUGUCAAAAAGUUGUAUGUUUUUUAUGCCCAUAUUAAUACUUCUCCAAGGUGCUGUAUAUUUGUGGCUUUCCAUCUGGGGUUUAGUUUUACGAGAAUGUAGUCAACAAAUAACCGAUAUAGCCAAACAACCGUUUCAGUAUGUCAUGGAUCUAAUAUAUUUCUAUGAUGAUGCCUGCGGACAACCUGCUGUUUUAGUACCAGGUAAUACUGCGGCCAUCUCUAUGAACCUGACUGACACUGCUGAACCGACCGAAACUCGUACUUUUAUAUUUUUAAUUUGUUACGUAAUCAUUAGCACUCUGUGGAUUUUAACUUCUUUGUGGUCUAUGUUAACCAGUUUGUGUUCAGCUCACAGAAAUUUAAAACUUCUAAGUUUUGGUUCUUGGUUUACAGUCGUACUAGCGGGAAGUGUUUUGGAUGCUGUUGCUACGGGUUAUCACAUACAUAAUUUAGUUCAUACUACGUCGGCCAAUAAAACAUUCGAAUAUUUGGGCAUUACUACUACAAGCUCUACUAUGGAUUAUAUCCGUAGUUUCGAUGAAUAUUUUGUGGCGCCAUCAAUUGUUAUGGCUGGCGUUAGUUCCAGAAUCAUUUUGAUAUGGCUUCUUAACAUAUCAGGUUCGAGCAGUUGCUUGUCAAUUGUACUGAAUUCCCCAAAAGAACCUUUAACGACAACUUCAGCAAAUGGAACAACAACUGUAAAUCAGAUUUAAUAAUCUAAAUGCUACGAUCAAAAUAAACCUAAUUAAUUAUACAGAAAAAAAUUAUAUUAAGUUAAAUUUAUAUAACCAGUAUUUCUGUAGUUUGAUUUGAUAUUUAGUUAUUUAACAAUAUAAUAAUACUAAAAUAAAGAAAUAAGAAUGAGAAAGAAAAAA